AUGUUCAGUGGUGACACUUUCAAGAAUAUUCGCGUGUACUGGCUCGCAUUCGUGGCUUACUGGGGCAUCAUCCUAUUUGGAUAUGACACUGGUAUAGCUGGAGGUGUCGUCUCCCAGCCUUACUUCGAGACUAGCUUCGGUUUAGUCAAUGCCGAUGGCUCAAUCAACAAAAGCAAGGAUACUGAGGUUUCUUCCAAUGUUGUUUCUGUGUUGCAGGCAGGAGCAUUCUUUGGCGCUCUAGGCAGUGCACCUAUAUCAGCUUGGUUGGGACGGAGGUUGACAUUGAUCGGUUUUACCAUCAUUUUCGUUAUUGGUGCUAUACUUACUACGGUUGCUGGUGGUAGCCGGGGUAUUGCAUACAUUUACGGCGGUCGAGUUAUCUCCGGCCUCGGCAUCGGCGGUAUCUCUGCUGUCGCACCCACUUAUGUCUCCGAAUGUUCACCGAAGAAUGUUCGUGGUCGCAUUACCGGGUGUUUCCAGAUCAUGGUGGCCAUCGGUGUCAUGAUUUCAUAUUUCAUAAACCUUGGUGUCGGCCUUCACAUGGCGAACAGCCCCAAUGUCUGGAGGAUUCCUUUUGGAUUUCAGCUCGUUCCUGCAGGUUUGAUGUGCCUUGGUCUUUGUACUGUCAAGGAGUCUCCCCGUUGGCUUGCAUCCAAAGGUUACGUUGCGGAAGCCAUUGCCAAUCUUGCUUAUUUGCGGAGGGAGCCCUAUGAUUCAGAUGAAGUACGGCGUGAAUUUGCUGAAAUUGAAGCUGCAAUUCGUGAAGAACAGGAGGCUCGUAAAGGCCUUGGAUUGAAAGAAGCCUUCCUCGGGAAGGGCAAUUUUGUCCGAUUUGUCAUUGCAUUUGUGAUCUUCUUGUUACAGCAAUGGAGCGGACAAAACUCUGUUGGCUAUUACGCACCUCAAAUCUUUAGCUCGAUUGGGUACUCCGGGACCACCAAUUCUCUCUUGGCGUCUGGAAUCUACGGUAUUGUGAAAGUCGUUGCGACUGCACUUUUCGUGUUCUUCUUUGUCGAGAGUCUCGGUCGCAAAGCCUCGUUGUUCAUAUCCGCCAUGGGAAUGGGAAUCACGUUCUUCAUCAUCGGUACUAUCUUGAAAACGCAUCCUGUUGUCACGCCUCUGGCGGGCCAGUCUGCGCCACCACCGUCACCGUCUUCAAAAGGUAUGGCUGCCAUGCUCUACAUCUAUGUCUGCUUCUACUCCAUGGGGUGGGGUCCUCUUCCGUGGGUUUAUGUCGCCGAUAUCUUUCCCACACGGACUCGCCAUUACGGAUUAGCCGUAGGUUCUGGUUCUCAAUGGCUAUGGAACUUCGUUGUGGCGAAGGUUACCCCAACGCUUGAGACUGAUCUAGGAUUCAAACUCUUCAUGAUGUUUGCUACGAUCAAUAUUGGUGGAAUGGCUGUCUUCUCUUUGUUCCUCCCUGAAACCAAAGGUCGUAGUCUAGAGGAGAUGGAUAUAAUUUUCGGCUCAGUCAGCGCUGAGUCCCGCGAAGUGUUCAUUGAACGUGCACUCGACCACAGUGAAGUAAAAUCACAACCAUCUAUCGACAAGCAGAUAUAA
This is a messenger RNA of Suillus fuscotomentosus, 1560 nucleotides long. Its product is annotated as general substrate transporter. Bases 1 to 1560 code for a protein of 519 amino acids. The record is from RefSeq and is a predicted model, not a curated record. NCBI's taxonomy places the organism in Eukaryota, Fungi, Basidiomycota, Agaricomycetes, Boletales, Suillaceae. The transcript has 10 exons. Gene Ontology annotation, cellular component: membrane. Gene Ontology annotation, molecular function: carbohydrate:proton symporter activity. Gene Ontology annotation, biological process: transmembrane transport; carbohydrate transport.